AUGCAGGUGGCUUUUCCUUCAAAGAAACAAUGCGUCAGCAAAACUGGAGAUCUAGAGUUCAACAAAGAUCCCAAUUUUAACUUUAGCUCAAACAUUCCAGUUGAUGGUGUCUUCAAAGCUACAAACCAAGGGUUGCCUAAAUCUGCCAAGAAAGUGGAACCGCUUUCAAAGAAGACAGCUACAAGAGGACCUCUCAACAGAUACAAACUAGAAGCAGAGCUAAAGACUAAGAAUCAGCUGUUAGAAACAGCUAAACAACAGCUACACUCCAGACUAACAGGAGCACAGGGCACUAUAAAGGAGUUAAAGGAGGAGAAUGAAGGCCUGGUACAAGAAGUUGAGAAGCUCAAGAAAUUUCAGGAGACUUGCAUGGUGAUUCUGGAAAGCAGAAGCAUUGAUCCUGUUACAGGCAGCAACAUCUUGGAGGAGGAAGAAAAUACACAAGAAUGCCAGAAGCAGACAAUGCUGUUAACUGAAAAGCUCAUAGAAGAAUUGAGGCUAUUUAAUCAAACAGCUGUAAAAGAAAAGGAGAUGCUUCAGGCAGCGAUGGCCAAGUGGAAGUCGGCAGAAAAAGGGAGAUGCCAGUCCCUAGAGAAGCAUUCCUCCUUUCAAUCAGAAAUUAAGGAAUGUUCUGCAAUACUCGAUGAGUUGGAGCUGCUCCUGGCUAU
Messenger RNA from Phaethon lepturus (White-tailed tropicbird), 668 nucleotides. RefSeq names its product kinetochore-localized astrin/SPAG5 binding protein (gene KNSTRN). The transcript is spliced from 7 exons. The annotation marks the transcript as partial. Gene Ontology annotation, cellular component: mitotic spindle; kinetochore; microtubule plus-end. The record is from RefSeq and is a predicted model, not a curated record. Lineage: Eukaryota; Metazoa; Chordata; Aves; Phaethontiformes; Phaethontidae. Gene Ontology annotation, biological process: mitotic sister chromatid segregation; regulation of attachment of spindle microtubules to kinetochore; spindle organization.